Molecule: messenger RNA, 972 nt
Organism: Aspergillus wentii DTO 134E9
Lineage: Eukaryota; Fungi; Ascomycota; Eurotiomycetes; Eurotiales; Aspergillaceae
Product: small nuclear ribonucleoprotein-associated protein
Exons: 6
Coding region: 158-817 (219 amino acids)
Biological process (GO): mRNA splicing, via spliceosome
Cellular component (GO): U4 snRNP; catalytic step 2 spliceosome; U2-type prespliceosome
Molecular function (GO): RNA binding
Source: RefSeq, a predicted model, not a curated record
GCGGAGACAGCGAGAGAGACAGCUUGACAGCUUAAUUUCUCAUCCAGACGAGCGGACAGGCUCAAAGUGAAGCUCUGGUAGAGGUUGUUUUCUUCUACCGUCUCACUACUAUUCUUUGGUUUUACCCAAGUCGCAUUCGUGCGCGCUUUCAGUCAAUAUGGCUGCCAACAAGCAAGGCAAGAUGCAAAACCUCAUCAACUACCGGAUGAGAGUGACUCUCAAUGACGGCCGACAGAUGACCGGACAAAUGCUUGCUUUUGACAAGCACAUGAACCUCGUUCUCGCAGACACAGAAGAGUUCCGUCGCGUCAAGCGGAAAUCCAAGCCCGCUGCUGGCCCCGGAAACGCCCCUCUCGUGGAGGCAGAGGAGAAGCGAACUCUUGGACUUGCCAUCGUGCGUGGUACCAACGUCGUUUCGUGCUCCGUUGAUGGACCUCCCCCCGCCGACCCCUCCUCUCGUCUCGGAACAAGCGUUCCCAGUGCCGCCGCCGCCGCGGCCACUCUUGCCGCAGGCCCUGGUAUUAGCAAGCCCGCUGGACGAGGCCUUCCAGUUGGUCUUGGUGGCCCUGCUGCCGGUGUUGGAGGACCGCCUCCCCCGCCUGGUGGUUUCGGAGGUUUCCCCCCAGGUGGUUUCCCCGGAGCUCCGCCACCAGGAUUUGCUGGACGUGGAGGACCCCCCGGAGGACCCCCUGGCUUUGGACCGCCCCCAGGAUUUGCGCCAGCAGGUGCUCCUCCGGGCGCUUUCCAGCCACCACCAGGAUUCCAGCCCCCUGGCCAAGGACGAGGAUUCCCCCCGCCGGGAUUCGGAGGACGGUGAAGUGAAUGAUCGAAAGAAGCGUGAUUGCAUACGAUUUUCCGACCGUGGAUUAAAGCGCAGCCGGCUAUCAAGUUGGAAAAAAAGAAAGAACGGAAUACUAGAAACCAACCCUAUUCAGUUGGUCGUCCAAUGAAUAGGUACAACACACCGAUAUC